Lathyrus sativus (Indian pea) is the source of this 1053-nucleotide messenger RNA. The record is from the annotation of a GenBank genome assembly. Lineage: Eukaryota; Viridiplantae; Streptophyta; Magnoliopsida; Fabales; Fabaceae.
AUGCUUUCACUUUUUUCUCAACCUUUUCCUUCUUCUUCUUCUUCUAGAUGCACCACCACCUUCAAACUCAAACCUCUCACCGUUUCUUCUUCUUCUUCUUCUUCUCAACCAUUCCCUCCUUUUCUUCCUAAACAAAUUCACACUAUCAAAGAUCCUUUUGCUAGAAAAUUUGCAAUGCGGAUUCAAAGAUUACCUGUCCCUGUUAGCUUUGCAGAAAGCCCAAUCAUGAGUAGUUGUGUGAAGCCGUUGGUGCAGAGCAAGGAGCCGCCGAUUGUUCUUCUACAUGGUUUUGAUAGUUCGUGUUUAGAAUGGAGAUAUGGAUACCCAUUGCUUGAAGAAUCUGGUUUCGAGACCUGGGCAGUCGAUAUUCUUGGUUGGGGUUUCUCUGAUUUAGAAAAUCUUCCUCCUUGUGACGUGGUAUCAAAGCGCAAUCACUUCUAUCAGUUUUGGAAGUCCUACAUCAGAAGGCCAAUGAUAUUAGUUGGACCAAGCCUUGGCUCUGCUGUUGCAAUUGAUUUUGCGGUUAAUUAUCCAGAAGCUGUGGAAAAACUUAUUUUGAUUGAUGCUAGUGUAUAUGCAGAGGGAACUGGAAACUUAGCAACCUUACCUAGAUCGGUAGCCUAUGCUGGGGUAUAUUUAUUGAAGAGCCUUCCGUUGCGCUUAUAUGCCAACUAUUUAACCUUCACUAACAUGCCCUUACACACCAUUCUUGAUGGGACUAAUGUGGGCCGUUUACAUUGCUUAUUGCCUUGGUGGGAUGAUGCUACUGUUGAUUUUAUGACUAGUGGCGGUUACAAAAUUGCUUCCCUCAUAAGAAAGGUAAAGCAGAAAACACUGAUAAUAUGGGGUGAAAAUGACCGUAUAGUCAGCAAUAAGCUUGCAGUGCAACUACACUGUGAAUUACCUGAUGCAGUUCUUCGUCAAAUACCCGAUUGUGGGCAUAUUCCUCAUUUGGAAAGACCUGAUUCAGCUAUAAAAUUAAUUGUUGAGUUUAUUCAAACAGAGAAAAAGAAAUUAAGUAAACUUGUUUCACAAGUAAGCCAAGUGAGUUAA